AUGCAUGCCACAACUGACGGCCCAACUCUUGCGACCGAAAACGUGCCGCAACCUUCCAGCGCGUCCAUAACCUCCACAUCACCCCCGUCGCUCACCCCCACGCUGUCCGUAUCUCCAAAUGACUCCGGCACCUCCCACCGCCUGAAUACCAAAUCAUCCCUGUGGUCCCUCGGAAGCAGCAACAACGAAGAGGAAGCCCUGACCCCCGAACCCGCCAACCGUACCGUUCGCCGCCGCCUGUCUCCUGCCCUCGCAGCUCGGGUCAAGCUCUUGGAUGGAAGCAAUAAGGUCAUAUCCCCAGGUCGCACCGCUAAUGCUGUCGGUCGGAUCCCUGAAGAGCACCUGAAGGAGCUCGACAGUCUUCACCAAGACCUGUCUAUAAAGGUAGAGAGGAGGGGCCAGGCGUGGAAUGGUAAAGAUAUAUCACCGGGACACACUCAGACUUUGAGACGCAGCGCGUCAAAUCAGCUUGAGCUACCCCACCAAGAUAUCCUCCGAGAGAUCUCUGACGCGCAAGGACUGGAUCCCGAGUCGACGGAAGCUGUUGUGGAGGGCCCCGAACUCCGCACCCCGACCACGCCCGCGCCAGUGACUCUGCGAUCCCCGGAAUUGCAAAGCUCGGUCAUUGCGACUGAGCCGGCGCCUGUCGAAGUCCCGGAGGUGCAUCUUUCAACCCUUACAACCGAACCAGAAUCUGUCGAAUCCCCGGAGCUGCACAGUCCACCCACUGCCACCGAGUCGGUGUCUGUCGAAUCCGCAGAACAAAGCCCAGCGGUUGCGACUGAGCCGGUAUCCGUCGAAAUCCCCGAGCUGCGCACCCCAACCCCUACGACUGGACCAGUGAUCGCCGACUCCCAAGAGCUCAGCAGCAGCCCGCCCACACCCACACCAAUGUCUGUCGCAGAGCCGGUCCUCGCGCAGCCGCGUGUGGACCCCAUGCAACAUAACAUCCCUCGAAAGGAAGUGCCUGAUACACGGACAGAUUUCGAGAAGUAUGUCGCUGAUACCGCCCGGAAGGAGGAAAAUUCUACGGAGGAGCAGGGUGCUCCUCCUCCGCCACCGAAGGACUCUCCUCCCGCGAAUGCCGGGCACUCGCGCUCAUCUUCUACGAAUUCAUCUUACUUUAACCCCAUGGGCCUCCAGCGCGCAGACUCAAUAUACUCUUUCUCUCGCGCAUCGUUCAGCAAUCAGCUCUCCCAAUUGACUUCAAUACCCCUCCCGCAGCCAGCCUCGCUUGAGGCAAGCAUUGAAAGUAUUCAAACGUCUCUCUCGGCAGUCCGGGCUCUCAAUGGUGCCGCAGAGCAGAUCCAGAUCUGGAUCAAGAAGGCCUCGGACGUAUUGAGUGGCUUGGACUCCGAGGAUGAUGUGGAAUGGGCUGCGGCUGGUGGCCGGGAGGGGCUAGAUGAGGUCGAUAAGGCCAUCACGCGAUUCGAGUCUCUAGUCGAUGUCUAUGUUAGAGCCAUUGAAAAUGUUCAAUUACGAGGGGACAUUGCCAGUGUCGACGCAGAGAACUUGAAGACCAUUGUGAGCCAGAUGGAAAGUAUUUUGCAAAACUGGACUCAAAUAAAGAGAAAGCUGAAAGGCGUUAAAGAGCAGGUUGAGCUGGCUAUGGAAUGGGAAGAGCUGUGGUCCAAUGUCUUGGGUGAUGUUGGAAUGGAAGUCGACAAUCUGAGCGGGUUGAUCUUCGAAAUGGAAGAGAAACGACACCAAGCUCUGAUGGAUACAGGUGAGACCACUGGUGGUCUUGAUAUAAACGAACUGGAGACCAUCGUGGAAGAGUCUCCUUCCAAAGGUCGCACGGCUUCACAUAAUCGCUUGAGUAUUGGUCCAAUGCUGGCCACUGCGUCUGGUACUCCUGUUAUCAAGACCCCGCAAGACGAUACGAGUCACUCUAACCUGAUGGCCAUCUUUGCCCGAAUGCAGCCGUUGCGCGCAUCGUUGGACUUUUUGCCCAUGCGACUUUCAAUGUUCCAGGCACGAGCUGAGGAUAUCUUCCCGAGUGCCUGUGAAGAGAUUGAAGACCGUCGCGAUCGGCUGGAGAAAAGCUACAAGGUUCUUGAGACUGAUGCCGAGGCACUCCGCAAAGAACUCGGAGAGGAUAAGUGGAUUUUGGUUUUCCGCAAUGCUGGUGCGCAGGCACAGAAGAUGUUUGAGUCUGUCGAGCGAAGCAUCGGCAAACUGCAAGAAGGGUUGGAAAGUGGUAUGCCGGUACAUAACCCCUCUACCAUCACCAAGCGUAUGGAAAACUACGAGGCCAAAAAGAUGCAUUACAUUCCCGCCAUAGAGCGUGUGGUCUCAAUCAUCCAAAAGGGUGUCCAUGAUCGGUUGACCGUCAACGGAGAGAUCCUGCGACUGUUGUCGGAUAUGACGACCCGCACAGAUGCGUUGAAAGCCAGCACUAGAGUUAUGGACGCAUCACUUGAAGAUGUGCAAGUUCUCAAGGGCCAGCAACUUCGAGAUUCGAUCUCCAGCAUUCUCACCAUGGAAAGCCCGGCACCAGGCAGUGCCGCCGAGACUCCAGGAAGCUCCCCUGCAUCGUCGGUCAUCAUGACUGGAAACGGUUACAAAGGCACCUUGACUCCAAUGGGUGGUUCCAGUCGUCGUGGAAGUUCCGUCAGCCUGGCUGCAGCUCGUUCUGCCAUACCGCCAAAUCGUCGAUACUCUAGCCUGCCACAGCCCACUGGCACCUACACAGGCAGGAAAUCCUCAAUUCCCCAUCCAUCUGGUUUCAUCUCUCCAACUCCCUCGUAUAAAAACUCCAACCUCUACACUCCCACACCAGCUGCCCGCUCUCGCACACCCGCACCUACAUCCACAAUUCCCAAUCGCCCUCGCUGGAACGGGAGCGCAAACCUGAACGACAUGAACAAAAAUUGGACAGAUCAAAAACGCCUGUCAUCUGCGCCGAUGGCCCGCACACCUCGACCUGCAUCAGCCACUCCAUUCCACAACCACUAUCGACGAGACCUGUCUGCAUCACCAAACCCGAACGGCUACCGGGCAAACAGUCGUAUCUCCAGCCGUCUCGGUUCUCGAAGUCCCAACCGGAACGCAUCUCCCACGCCAGUUCGGUCCUCGAUCCUCGAUCCUCCUCCUUACAGUCGGCUUCGUCGACAGUCAGGAAUUCCUAACACUCCUCGCAGUCGUCAGAGUUAUGCCGGCCCCCCUCAGCCGAUCUUCGCCCGCAGUGUAUCAGGCACUACAGAUGUUUCUGAGACACCUAGUAAAUCGUCACGACCGGGCACAGCACUAGGCCAUUCUACAAACCGAAGAAUUAGUCUACUUCCGCUACCCAAGAGAACGGACGGGCCUGCUGCACCAAAGAACGUGGACAGUCGUCCGCGGUGGCGUUGA
Molecule: messenger RNA, 3354 nt
Organism: Penicillium salamii
Lineage: Eukaryota; Fungi; Ascomycota; Eurotiomycetes; Eurotiales; Aspergillaceae
Source: the annotation of a GenBank genome assembly